This is a messenger RNA of Camponotus floridanus (Florida carpenter ant), 513 nucleotides long. RefSeq lists its product as uncharacterized. The record is from RefSeq and is a predicted model, not a curated record. Gene Ontology annotation, molecular function: nucleic acid binding. The transcript is spliced from 2 exons. Bases 1 to 513 code for a protein of 170 amino acids. NCBI's taxonomy places the organism in Eukaryota, Metazoa, Arthropoda, Insecta, Hymenoptera, Formicidae.
AUGAUCACCCAGUACAUCGAAAAAGAUCAUCGAGCCUGGGACGAGCACAUACCGGCCUUGCAAUUCGCCUAUAAUACGGCACUCCACGACGCGACCGGAUACACGCCGGCUUUCCUCAAUUACGGGCGCGAAAUACAGGCCCCGGAAGACACCGACCCGCAGACAGCAGCACCGGACGCGCCUGACGUCAUCCGAAACAAGCUCACCGAGGCGUACGAAGUGGUGAAGCUUCAUAUGGCGCAAGCUUUCCAGCGCCAGAAACGCCAUUACGAUCUCCGGCGUCGGCCUUGGAAACCGAACGUCGGGGAGUGGGUGUGGAAGCGCGACCACCCUCUUUCUAAGAAAAGCGAAGCGUACAACGCCAAAUUGGCGCCCAAGUUCAGCGGGCCAUACGAGAUCCAAAAAAUCGUCUCACCCGUUAUAGUAGAUCUCAAGAGCAAGAGGGGAAAACGGAUAAGCGAGGACAUCGAUCACGAGCCUGAUACCUCGUUUUUCGAUAACGCUCACAACUGA